Molecule: messenger RNA, 1637 nt
Organism: Cladocopium goreaui
Lineage: Eukaryota; Dinophyceae; Suessiales; Symbiodiniaceae
Source: the annotation of a GenBank genome assembly
GGUUUUCAACCCCUUUGCCGUAGCUUCGCCCUAACUUGGCACCCUUGGCGGCCCUGAGCCUGGGAUGAACCGAUGUCCUUUGGACGCGCUGGGGAAUUGUUUGGCCUUUUGCCCCUUGCACGAGCGUCUGCGCUGCGCGUCCCUAGCCCGUCGCUGGCAUGAGGCAGUCAUGGAGCCUUCGCUAUGGGCCCAACUGAUCCCCGAGCCGGAGGACUUGGCGAGUCUCAACAGUUUGCUGCGGAGGUUUGGGAAAAACGUGAGGUACUUGAAGAUUGCAAGUCAUGGACCUUUCCGUCUCAGCGCUUCCUUGAAGCCUGAGCAGCUGUCAAAAUGCGUUCAGUUGGAAGAGUUGUUCCUAGGUGGAUUUCGGGGUCGUGACCUAGAAAGCUUCUGCCAGAGUGCUUCGUUCUGCCUUGAAUCCCUCAAGUCGUUGACCAUCGAGUGCGAUCCCUACUUCAACCUCGGAAGCUUCUCACACAACACGGGGACGCACAUGGCGUCGCUCCCUGCCAGUUGGCUGAGCUGCUUCCCCAACCUCGAAAGUUUGGUGUGCGAUUAUCUCCGGUUGGAGGUCACUCCCCAGGAGCUGCCGCUGGCCGCGGACUGCGAGUCCGACAGCGCCGACGAGGAGAUCCUCUUUCGCGAGGAGCCAAGCGGCGAGGUCCGCGAGGUCCGCGAGGACGAGGCAAGCGGAGCAAACCCAUCGCAGGUCAGUCUGCAGGAGGUCCUGGUGGAGCUCGGUGACGAGGCCGAGGCCGAAGCGGCCGAGGCCGAAGCGACGCAAGCGACGCGGCGCGGGCUGGAGCUGCCGGCCGGAGCCAUCCUGCCGCGGGAGAGGAGAGAAAGGAAGGAGGAGGUGGAGAACGUGCAGCCGAUGGCGAAGCUGACCUCGUUGAGCUUCGUCGCGGUGGUGCGCGGUCAGGGCUCGACCUGGAACUCCCCGCGCUGCCGCUGCGACGUGGCGGUGCUGGCGCUCCUGGCCCCGGCCUUGGAACGCUUGCAGAUCCGCAGUCCCAACAUCGCGCUGGGGCGGAUGAGCCGCCGACCCGGGCAGAGGAUGGAUGGCUUGAUCAGAGUGUCACGGCACUUCUGCAGCACUGGACUGAGGGACCUGUUGGCAGCAGGGUAUUUGUUGCCCCAUUUGAAAGAGCUGAAGGUGGAGGUGUUGAAGGAUGACACCGGGCAACCCUGGGACACCGGCUCCGUCCUCACCGUCCCUGGCUCCAAAUCCGGGCGUCCCAGCUCCGGGACGACGCAUCUUGCGCUGGCACUAGGCGUGCAGGACAGGAACUUCCAGCUGUGCGUGGGUGCCUCGGAGCAGCUGGCGGGGAAGCUACGCCUGGCCAAUGUGCCGGCAGGUGGCAGCUCCAUUGCUACCUUCCAGUCCUUUGCAGUGGCAGAGCAGCAUCUGCCACUGCUACAACUGCUGCAGAGAUAUCAAGACAAGUUGACAGCCAAGGAGACCACAUCUCCUUGUGACUUUGAAGUCGACAUUGUCGAAGUUACCUGAACAGUUGCGGUUGCCGGGCCGAAAAUCAAAGGCCGGUCACGACCUACAGCCUGUUUCAAGCAGUAUGUAAUCUGCAUGUAGGUGCAAAGCUGCCUAACCAGACUUGGCCGACAGUUCAAAUGGUCGU